CUCCAUCUCUCCACCGAUAUUGUUCUUCUCGGUUCAGUGUACCAUGGGAGACCUUGAUGAACCAUAUUUCACCUCUGGGAACUCGGACUCUUCAAGUUCCAAGUUCAAGAUUGUCUUUGCUUAUAGCUCAACUCGGCUACCAACGAAUAAGAGUCCACCUCAACCCCGCUGUGGUGGAGGUCAGCUUACAAGGCUGACUUCAGCUGAGGCUAAUUGACCAAGCAUUCGAUUGUCUUCGCAAACCAUCGGCAAUAUGGCAUCCAAGUGUUGGUUUGUUCUUCAACAAACCCACUACCCUCCUCCCGACACCUCGAGGACUGGAAAGCCAAGAGGUCCGAUUUGCCUGGGCCAUCUCAUCCCAAGUCUGAAGCGUCUCGACGAGGUCAUCAAUCGACAUGGGCCGCUCGACUUACCCCUUGAUAUGCCCAUCUAUACCACAAAGGCAACAGACUUGACAUGGGCCAUGGACAAGAGCGAGGGAAUUGACGUAUCUGCUUCCGUAGGGGUUCCUAUCGCAGCCGCAGCAGGUCUCACUGCCCAGCUGGGUGCCGGGGUCGCCUUCAAACGAACUGUGAAGAAGUACUGGGAGUUCGAAUCACUUGAUACUCUCAUCACCCAGCCAACCAGGGAGUAUGUUGAAGAAAGUGUUGAGGAUGAUGAAGUGCGCCAAUACUUGGAAUCGCGGCUAUUGAGUUCAUCCUCUGUCUUCAUGAUUACCGGUAUCAUGAUUGCCCGAGGGGCAAGGGUCACCGCCUCAAAUGAUGGGAAACGGGCCUUGCACGCAGAACCUGGAGUUAGUGGAAUUGCCGGUUUGGCGGAGGCCGGCUUUGACGGGAGCCUCGCGACCGAGACCCAUCUUUCCAACACGGCUCAGCAAGCGACAGACUUUGUCUGGGCCGUUCGACUGGCCAAAAUAAGCAAGGGAGUCGUGGAUCGGAGGUGGUCUCAUAGGACAUUUUCGCGAGGUGCCACGUUUGGGGUAGAGCAGGACAAAGACGUGAAGAGACAACUGGUCGAUGCAUUGAAGGAAGAAGGAGUCCAUGGACUGAAUGUGCAGCAUGUGGACGAAGGUGAUGAGGUUUUUAUUGUGAACAUGAGCUCCGGAUAG
Aspergillus japonicus CBS 114.51 is the source of this 1108-nucleotide messenger RNA. RefSeq lists its product as uncharacterized. NCBI's taxonomy places the organism in Eukaryota, Fungi, Ascomycota, Eurotiomycetes, Eurotiales, Aspergillaceae. Bases 254 to 1108 code for a protein of 284 amino acids. The transcript has 2 exons. The record is from RefSeq and is a predicted model, not a curated record.